This is a messenger RNA of Ceratina calcarata, 9195 nucleotides long. RefSeq names its product calcineurin-binding protein cabin-1. The coding region runs from base 1 to 7665 and encodes 2554 amino acids. The record is from RefSeq and is a predicted model, not a curated record. Gene Ontology annotation, cellular component: nucleus. Gene Ontology annotation, molecular function: protein binding; nucleosome binding. Gene Ontology annotation, biological process: chromatin organization. The transcript is spliced from 13 exons. Lineage: Eukaryota; Metazoa; Arthropoda; Insecta; Hymenoptera; Apidae.
AUGAUGAAGAUAUCAGCGUUAAACGAAGAAUCGAGCGAAGAAAGCGAGGAGGAGGAUGUACCAACGAUCACAAAAGAGGCUCAAGAACAGUUAGCUCUUACUGAAUAUAACAGAGCUCUAGAAUUAUUGAAAGUGAACAAACAGGAGGAUGCACUGAAUAUUUUUAAAGAUCUCCUGGAAACUGAAUUAUUAGACGAAGUUGAGAAGCCCGAAGUACCAGAUGGACGGUCGAGGCCGAUGUUGUCGUUGAAAUAUUCUUGCUUCAAGAACAUUGGUGCUAUACAGGCAACUUUCAGAAAUUAUGACGAAGCUAUUGAGAAUUAUUGGGAGGCUGCAAAUCUAGACGAUACUGAUGUAUCUCUAUGGUACAGGAUAGGCAGCUUGGCCAUGAAAAUCUGUAAUCUGGAAUUAGCAUGCUCGGCCUUCAAGCAAGGUUUAAAAUGCAACGCGAACCACUGGCCGUGUUUGGACAACAUGAUAACUGCCUUAUUCGCGGUUCCUGAUUAUAUGAAUUGUCUUUUAUACAUUUCUAUAGCGUUAGAACGCGAUCCUUAUUAUGUGAAAGGCUUAGCAUUCCGAGAUAAGAUACUUAAGGACAUUCCAAGCCUCGAGGAUUGCUACAAAUUGUAUAAUAGGGACUGGCAUUUAGAUCCUCCUUUGUACACGGAGUAUGACCCGGCCAUUGGAGAUAAAUUAAUAGCAGAAGCUGAAGCUGUUGCCAAGAAGUGGAUGAAAACUUGCAAAAAAGAAUUCUGUUCUAAGCCAUUAUCAGGUUUAGCAUUGAGGAGACCUAUAAAAAGUUUCACCUGGUUAGAUUUGGGAGAAUGUUUGUUGGAUAUGAACAAAUACCUUGCGGAGAAUAAUUUAAAUUUUGUCAGUAGAAUUAAUUUAUCGGUUCAGAUUCCCGAAGAAACGCAAAAGAUGAAUACCGAUGAGGAUAUAAGAGAGAACAAUAAUACUAUUACUGAGCAAGAAGCAUCGCAAGGUGCUGUAACGAAGGAAAAUGGCAAUGAAGAACCACCGAAGAUGGAGAUAGAAGAAGCAAAUUUUCCUUUCGAAACGUCGAACGACAAUCGACCGCUCGCCGGUGAUUCUCCGAUGGAGAUCGAUAUGGAAGAUGAUAAAAAAUCAAACUCCUCUGAUAUUCAAAUAAUAGAGGAUGAGGAUCCUUUAAGAAUGUCAGACACGGAUGCUGCAGAGGAACAGAACCAAGUUAAGAACGAUUUGGACGAUCAAAAUAAUUUUGAACUGGAUGAGAACGGUGAUAAAAUGAUAGAUGAUGUUGGGAACGAAGCGCAGAAUGAUAACGCUAGCGAUAAGGACAGUAAUAAAUCCAACGAUGAAAAGGAUUCGAAGAAGGGAGAUAAAACGAAUGAAAAGGGGAAUGAGAAAGCUGAAGGGAAAGAAGAAGUUCAGAAGGUGAAGAAGAGGAGGAGAAGCGCUCUGUGCUUUCUGCAAGAAUGGGCUUGGAGUUGUAACAGCAUGAGGCGUUCAGCGAGAGUGAGGAGUUCGAAUAGGAGAGAAGCUGAACGAGAUGAUGUUCAAUUAGAGGAGACUCUCAGACGGAUAUUUCCCAGCACGUUGUUGCCAGACACGGUAAAAUUAACUAAGGACGACCAUUCAAAAACUAUGGACGAUUCUAUGGACACAAUGGAUUUGUAUCAACUUUUUGCUAAUCAGGAGAACAAUAGUAACACGAUGGAAAUGAAGAGUCCUGAAAGUUCGAAGUCGCCGAGUCCCGUUACGAGUCGGCAACAAUACUUUGGUACAGAAUCCGAGGCGGCUGAUGUGAACAUGUUUAUUAACGAGCAUAGUGGUAGAAGUAAUUUAAUGAUAAUUAUAACGAGGUAUACAGAAUUCUUAUCUAAUAAAUGGAGGCAAGAGUGGCCGGAAGGAUUGCCGGACGUAUAUUUGCAAGCGUACACAUUUAUGAGGGAACAUAUUCCGCGUCCAUCGCCGUUCGGUGACGACCUAACCGAGGACGAUUUCAAAUUAGACGCUGAAAUGACACUGUUGUUCGGUGAAGUUCAUACAGAUAGAUGGUUAACUAACAAACCGGAUAUCGCAUCGUCUUCCACAUUAGACAAACUCGGCACAGGAAUGUCAUCCGAGGAAUUAGGGCAUAUCAUUUUUACUAGCGUCAGAGAAGACAUCUCGAAGGAUGAAAAUAUCGUCGUACUCCUGAGGGUCUUGUGGCUAAAAGCCAACAUCUUUUUAUGUCAAGGAGACAUAGACAUCGUUAUCUCAAAUUUAGAAUUUUUAUUGAAACACAUGAGGGAAUUAGAGAAACAGAAUCAGAGUAUUUAUUUAAAACUACCUAAUUGCAAGCAUAAUUCGCAAAUCAGUAUUAAGAUCGUGGAGAAGAAACUGAAAUCUAUUCAAAGGGGACAAAAACUGGGAGAGAUACAAAACUUGCACUGCGAGAAAAAAUACGCCGAGCUGGCUUACAUACUGCAGGACACGUUCAAGUUUGCGAAGCAUGGAAACAAACAUUUGACGGUGAAGGAUAAUAUCGUGGACAGGGUACGGCAAUUGUCCAUGUUGUUAGACAGCUUGUGGCAGCUUGAACAGUACGAGGAAUGUUACGUAUGGGCGGAAGCUUGCCUGAACGAGUCUUGGCAGAAUUACUUGAACGCUACCGACGAAGCCGAACAAAAGAAAUGGACCAGUUCCGUUCUAAUGGCACUCGAGAAAUUAGAAAUGUGCACGAUCGAAGUCAGCACUUUCGUCGUGAAGUAUUUACCGGACGCGCGCCUCUCGAGAUUGGUACAAAACUUGGUUCACAUCGUUUGCCAUCAGUUAGACGUGUCGGAGACCACCAUAGAAAUGCCAUUGGAGACCGUUCUACCGUGGAUCCUGUUGCAUUACAUCUUACAGUACAAAGAGGACAAAGAGAGAGCCAAGACUGGAUCGUCGUACAAGAACAAACACAGCUCAAAUUGUUCCGAGUCGGAAGACGAGGACGAAGGUCUUCCAGCGUCCAUCAUGAUUCUGUUCAUCGCCCACGAAUUCAUGGGGAAGCACUCGUGGUGCUGUUACAACGAAGCGAAACUUCUGUUCUUCACUUUGAAUCUGGUCAUCCCUAAACUGGAGUCGCCUCAGUUUUGUAAUAUCAAGAGCAAGGUCUCAAAAUAUUUGGAACAAAUAUUUUUCUGCCUCUAUGGAUUUUAUAAUAAAGUGAACAAACUGCGGCCGAAGUACAUAGAGGAGCACGGCGUGCACGCGAUGGAAGUGACUUGGGAAGGAGCGCAGCUGCUCUUCGAUUUCUAUAAGCCGAAACAAAUACCGGAGUAUAAUUCGCCUAAGACGUUGACGAUUAGCGCGGACACCGAAGCUCUGUUUAAACGUAUAAUGAAGUUGAUACCGCCGGAGAGCGAUCCGAACGGAGUGAUCGACGAGAUGAUGUCGUACAUAAUGGGCGAACGAGAGACCAUGCCCACGGUCAAGAAGCACCUGCCACAUUCCAUGUCCACUAUUUAUUACCUGCUGGCAGAUUUCUAUUUCAAGAAUUGCAAGUGGAACGCGGCGGUUCGAUAUUAUUUACUGGAUCUGUGCUUCCAUCCAAGUAGAUACAGUUCCUGGACUGGACUGGCGUUAUCAUCUGGCACUAUAAUUGAAGUUUGGUUGAACAAAUACAAACCAGUAAACGAGGAUAAGCUAUUGGCGAAGGCGAAGUUGACUCAGUCCAGUUACCAACACGCCGUGGAACUGGAUUCGUGUAAUCACGUGAUUUGGACAGAGUACGGAGCGUUCGCGUACAUCGUUCAUUCGUUUUGCUCGCGCUUAUUGAAACAGGAGACGGACACGUUGAGCAUGGAACGAUUCGAGGUGUUGGAAACUCGAAAAGAGGAGAUGCUGGAGCUCGCGAGUCAGUGUUUUCAAUCUUGCGCUCGUUUGUUCAUCGACGGUCCCACGCCGCACGACGAAAGGUGGCUGUAUCAGUAUAUGCUGGGGAAAGUGGCUGAGAAGAAGAAUCAAGAUCCUCCUAUAUAUUUAGAGCACUACGCGAAGGCCAGCGAGUUGUUGUAUCACAACAAUGCGCAGUAUCCGCGUAGGAUAAGUCACAAGUCUCCGCAGCAGCUUUCCGUCGAGGCACUGGAAGUGCAUUAUCGGAUUCACGCGAGCAUAUUGAAGUAUCUCGAGCAGCACGAGGGGAAGCCUCUGAAGAAAUCAUUAGGACAAGUGUUCCAGUUUCACCUCGAACAGUGCGCCAAAGGACCAUUGGUGAAGUUCAUGUCGAAAAUGAACGAGAAGAGCGAAGGCGUGACUGUUAACAAGGCUACCGGUAGGGAUACCGGAAUUGAAGGAAAUAUGGCGGCUGCCGCCGUUACCCAGCGUUCGAACAGUAUCGAGGAGAUCGAAAUCAUAGACAAGAUGAACAACAAGGGAACCGUGAUUCAGCCAGGAAAAAUCGACUCGCGUAAGAGAUCCUUCGCAGAGGGGACUCAGGACAGUGUAAAGAAGAUCAAACUAGGUAACGUAUCUCAUUUGCAAUUGAUGCAGGACGUGGUAGCUUUAAUAGACGAUGUGAUCACGAAAGUUUGCGACAUGGUCUCGCUAAAAGAGAAGACCGAGGAUAUUUUAGUGUUGUCUAGUGACGAGAGCAACGAGUCGCAGAGAAAGAAGAAGAAAAAGGAAGUCGAGAGAACGCAGCCACCUUCGAAGGUGGACGACGAUAAGAAAAGUUCUCUGAAAAUCGCGUUCGAGGGCGAUAGAAAAACGGAGAACGUGAUGGAACUGAUGGACGCGCUUAUGAAACAAGCGAUGGAAAUCAGUGAAGGUGCACGGCAGUCGUCGCCCGAGGACGAAGACACGAGGAAGUUCGAGGGCAAGUGGUUGCAGAACGAAGAUCUGCAAAUAAGCAAUAAGGAGACGAAGAUCGUGGAGAAGAAGAAGCUCGCUGGCUCUGGAAAGGAAGAGGUGACUUUGAGCAGAAGAGGCUCCCAAGAGAGUACGACGACUACUCAGACGACCACCACGACUACGAACAACUCCAGCUCCAGCAGUAGCGACGAAUCGAGCAGCAGUGACGACAGUUCGGACAGCGACAGUUCCAGCGACACUGCCGAGAGCGACACUGCCGAGAGCGAGAGUGAAAAAAAGAAGGAGGAUUUUGUUCAAAAGGAGGAGAACAUGACCGAGGAGGAAGUCGCCGCUUUGAUAGCGUACUGUUUAGCCGGUCUAGAACAAUGCGUCUUAAGAUUCUCGGAGCACUACAAGUCGUUCUACAGGCUGGCUCAUUUCUUCUUCAAUAACAAAACUGCCAAGAAUAUAGAGAAGUGCAGGAAUCUUUUAUUGGAGAAUUACAAUUGUCAGUUUUAUCGAACCGAGAGUUUCCGAGGACUGUUUGCUGACAGGAAAAGUACCAAUUUCUUCAAUGGUGUUUGGCACAUACCGAACAGAGAAGUGGAUAGGCCGGGAAGUUUUGCUUUUCAUAUGUCUCGAUGCGUCACUCUGUUGAUGCAAGUGCUCAAGGAAACGAACGACGGUCGAAUGUUAAUGCAACUGAGCGUUCAACUAGGAAAAACUCCUGAAGAGGACAAACAAUAUUUGCGAGAUGCGGAGAGAGAGCAGUUAUCUCGUCAAGCGCUUACUCUCUGCUUGCAAUCCCUUAGAACAAAGGUGCAAUUAAUGGGAACUGGUACUUCCGAAGUUCCUUCGAACAAAAACCCAGACGAGAGAACGCAGGUACUUCUCGACACAUACUGGGUGUACCAGAAAGCUUUAAAAAGUUUUCAAGGCAAGGAACAGACCAUACAAACCCUCGCUUCGUUGCUGGUCGACACGUACAAGACGUAUGUGGGUAAUAAAAAUUUGGAAGGAAACGUUUUGGACAUUGCCACGAAGUAUUGUCACGAGUACAACUACAACCGGAAAGUUUUGAACAAAUUACUCUCCAGUCUGGAUAAACCUGCCGCGGACAAUGUGCAACCACAGCCUCAGCCUACAUCUCCCACUCCCACGGUGAUCGCGUCUCAGCCACAAGCCAGUUCUUCGUCACCGCAAUUCUCGCAAAUUCGGAAACCGUACAAGACUUUGACGUCGACCGGACGACCGAGAGGACGACCGCCGAACGUGAACAAGUAUCUUCAAGCUUUACAACAGAACAGUAACACGAUGAAUCAAUUCAACGCGAAAGCUAAUUUCGCAAAUUACAUGGGCGUGGCGAACAAUCGUUCCCUAAUGAAUCCCUACUUCAUGCAUCCUUUAGUGGACCCGAAUUUAUUGUCCGCUUUAUUGACCAGCGGUUUAGGCGGAAGUAUGAUGGAUCCCUUGUCAGCCAUGAAUUACUUGAAUCAGAUGGGAAAUUAUCAGGACAUUAUUAGACAGUAUCAAAAUAAUCUUUCGUCGCUGUCGAGUCUAGCCGGUGGUUUGAGCGGCACGGUCGGUGGCAGUGCGCCUAAUAUCAGCAACGUACCUACAAUGAGCACUUCUACGUCGAACAUGAACGCUGCUCCAAGCAUGAGCAACUUAGGUGCUAAUCUAAACAAUCUAACUGUUCAACAAUUGUUAAGCUUGAGCAGCUCGACGGCGUCUACUGCGCGCACCGCACCUAUGUAUCAGCAGACUACCGCGACGAAGACGUCUACCACCGCGUCUAUCACCAAAGACAUGCCCAACAUAUCGAUAACUCCGGUGAACACAACGGCGGCACCGCCUAAAAGCAAACCGGCGAAGCAGAGCCCGCCGAACGACUCACUGGCGAUUCAACUCCCGAAAUCACUGCAGAUUUCCCAAGCGUCAAAGCCUCACCUGCAACCACCGAGUACACAAAUCUCUCUGUUGAAGCCGUCCGUCGUCAGCCACACUCAUGCUAAAGUAGCCAGCCCGCCGAAGCAGAUAAGCGCGCCGCAAAUUCGCGUCUCGAAGUCGUUGACCGAACCGCAGCCCGCGCAUAAUCCAAAUUUAUCUCACUCGCCUUUGAAGAACCCGGCGACUAAUCCGGUCACGGUUCCUCAAGCAGCUCACGCAGCGAUGAACCCGUCGAUGGGCAUGAAGCAGUCGUUACCUAUGAACGUACCCGCUUCUCAUUCUGGAACGUCGUUGCAGCACAAGCUGUUAUCAAAGAAGAAUUCGCAGAGGCUACCGUACACGCAGAGCGUACAGAAUCCUAUGAGGAAACCGAAGGUCGCUAAGCAAACGAUGCCCACGUUGCCCUACUCGAAUUUGUUGAAUCCUUCGAUGCCCGUGAACCCGUCGAUGCCUCAGCCGCCUUACGUGCCACCGGAGCUCAGCGGAAUCUCCGUGAGUCCUGUAAAUCCACAGACCGGGCUGAAAGGUCCGAGUACAAAAUAUCCUGCUUACAAGAAAACUUCUUCGACAAAAACGAAACCGACCAUGGACGUACCCGGCUCUUUACCCAGUUCGUACUCCCAAUCGAAUUCGGAGGCUUUCUCAAUGCUCUCUCAUCUGAAACAACAUUCGCAUUUAGAAAUUAUACCACAGCAAAAGGCGCAGCAAAUGAAGCCGACUAUAGAUUACGCGAAGACGUUGUCAUCGGGCGUGAGUGUCGUUCCGCAGAAGAUGACCGAGUCUUUGAGGCCGUCAAGCACGGAAUGCAAGCCUGUGUACGAUUUGCCUAGAGCGAAGUCGAGCAGCGUCGUCGGGAAAAAGAACGAGAAAUCCAUGCACGACAGUGUCGAGAUUAUAACGUUAGACGAUUGAGUUACGAGGACGAUAUUUGUGUCUCAGUCAAUUCUUGUUAAUUCCUUUGUUUGAUUUUUAUUAAUCGUGACGCGUAAACGACAAGAUCGCAAAUAAUAUUUUAUAUUUUCUAACGUCCUCGCAGCGGUACAGUUUCGUUUCCAUCCAAAACGACUGAUAUAAAUCACGCUAGCCUUUUCACUUUCGUGCCUAAGGGAAUCAUUCUAAUACGAAUCGGAUUAAUUGUCGCAAAAAGACAAUAAUAACCGAAGUAUUCUAAAAUUCUAAAGUGUUUGAAAUAAUCGCGGGGCGGGAUUCUUAAAGCGCGCUCGUGCAUCCAAGAGACUGUACCUAAAUGGGAAGAGAGAGAGAGUGAGUGAGAGAGAGAGAGUGUGAGAGAGAGUGAAUUAACGAUAACAGCUUUUCACAAGUUAGUCACCCCUCAGGAUGAUAAUUAUUAUUUCACAAUAAUUCCAAGGGAAGCGUUUCCUCUUAUUGAUGAAAUAUAUAUUAUUUUUCUACUAUGUACAUUCAGUAACUUUUUCCUUUGUAUGUAAAAAAAGAUAUAAAAAUUGUAUGCGUCCGUAUGUAUGAGUGUGCGGGUGUGUUAUAUGUGAUUUAGGUAUUAGCGAAGCGUGUACAUUUUCUAACAGAUAAUUUAUAAAGUCUUUUUCAUUGAAAGGGAGGCAUACAUGUAUAAAUAUACACGAAAAGACACGAUGUAAGGACCUAAUUUUAUUUAUUUAUAUCGUUACAAAUGCAAUUUUCUAAUUUGCACAUUUUCACAAAUUCAUACAUACAUAUGUACAUAUUCGCUUCAUCCGCGGGCAAACUACGUUAAUUCGUCCGGUAGUUUGCACGAAUUGGCAGGAGAAUCGCGGACGCCUAAAUCUUUUACAGCGAAAGCCAGCGUGCGGCUGUUCCUUUAACUCGUCCUCCGUUAAUCUUACAUUUGUGGAUGUUACGUACAAAACUUCCAAGUUCGGUCCACCGAAGGCAACGCUUGUCGUGUCCUUAGCUCCGUUUAUCUUAACAUACCGCAACAGCUCGCUUGUUUUCGGAUUUAUUUGCAACACCUACACGCACAUACAUAUAUUCAUCGCUAACAAUUACAAUAAUUUUGUAACAAUUAAUUAAUAAUCGGACUGCAGAUUUUAUGCAUUUGUAUAGCUGUACAGAAAAUGUUAGAUAGUACUGUGCAAUUUAUAAAAUAAUGUAUAACGCACGUUAUUAUCUUCAAAUGAUUUUGCAUAUAAAUCUGCAGUCUAGUAAUAACACUUACUCCGCCUCCAUUGUCACCCACAGAUUCCCAUCUGUGUUUACAGUCAUACCGUCUGGAAAUCCGGGAACAUUAUUUUCUCGAAGAUCAAAUACGAUUCUUUUGUUAGCUAUUAGAAAAAAUUAAUUCAUUGUACAUAAAAUUGUAUCCAUUCUAUCACACUUCAUCGCAUUGUAUAUUUCUUACAUAUAGCUCCCGCCUGAGCAUUGUAAUUAAACGCCACGACCUGAUAGGUGAUUGAGUCGAUAUAAUAAAGUGUAUCGUUGUCAGAA